Aphanomyces astaci is the source of this 1614-nucleotide messenger RNA. RefSeq lists its product as hypothetical. Gene Ontology annotation, biological process: proteolysis. Gene Ontology annotation, cellular component: cytoplasm. The record is from RefSeq and is a predicted model, not a curated record. Lineage: Eukaryota; Oomycota; Saprolegniomycetes; Saprolegniales; Verrucalvaceae. Gene Ontology annotation, molecular function: metalloaminopeptidase activity; manganese ion binding. The transcript has 11 exons. Bases 17 to 1549 code for a protein of 510 amino acids.
CCGCCGCACAAGCAACAUGCAUCGAUUGCAGCAGAAGGUAUUGGGAAAGGUGAAGCUUCUGGGCCUAAAGGACAGUCUUCCUGCGACUGUCGGCAAGGCGGCGCAAGUGAUCUUUGUGCAUAAGCCUUCGAACGAGGAAGCGCUCAAGGCGGCGCUCCCUUUCCCCGUCUCGAACGAAGUCCUCUCCGACUUCAAGGGCAAUGCCAAGGAAACGCUGUUGCUGUACCCCAAGGAUGGUCAGCGCACGCUUCUUGUGGGACUUGGGGAUGCCAUUGACGAAGUGUCGUUGCGGGAUGCGACCCAUGAAGCCCUCGCGAACUUGAAAAGUCGCGGCGUUCGCCACGCGUUUCUCCGCGCACCCACCGUCGAUAGUCUGUCCGCUCAACGUGUCGCCGAGCUUGUGGCGCAGACUUCUGUGCUGUCCAACUACGAGUUCAACCGCCACUUGUCCGCGCCAGAAGACACCUCGGUCGAGGAAAAGUUGCCGCUCACCGAUAUCUUCGUGCAGGCGUCUACAUCGUCGUUGGACGAGGAUGCCAGCAGCGUCGCCGAGAAGCUCUCGGUCGCCGAAGAAACGCUCUUCGCGCGCAAUUUGGGGAAUGAGCGGUCGGACGUGGUGGACCCAGCGUUUGUCGAACAAGUGGCGGUCGCGAGCGCCGCGGAUCUGCCCAAUCUGCAUGUGACCGUGCUGCAAGACGCCGACUUGCGAUCGAAAGGCCUCAACAUGAUGGCGCUAGUGGGCCAAGCGGGCGUGUGUCCGCCGCGGCUGGUCAUUUUGGAGUACCGCGGCAACCCGUCCGCCCCCGACGACCGCAUCGCACUGGUCGGCAAGGGCAUUACGUUUGACACGGGAGGACUCAACCUGAAACCGACGGGGUCCAUGGAAGACAUGCAUAUGGAUAUGUGCGGUUCCGCCGCCGUCCUCGGCGCCAUCCGCGCCGCGUCCAAGAAUGGACUGCGUGUAAACGUCGUGGCCGCGUUGGCGUUGGCCGAGAAUGCGAUCGGGUCCAAGGCCGCCAAGCCCCACACCAUCGUCAAGUCUCUCAAGGGACUGAGCGUGGAAGUAAACAAUACGGACGCGGAGGGCCGGCUGGUGCUGGCGGAUACGCUGACGUAUGUGCAGCAGCAGUACAAGCCCCACACGGUCAUCGACGUGGCCACGCUGACUGGGGCUUGCGUCGUCGCGCUGGGGGAAUACAGCGCCGGGUUGUUUAGUAAUGCCGACGAUUUGGCCCACGACUUGCUGGAAGCCGGCAGUGUGACCCACGAGCGGUGCUGGCGCUUGCCCAUCUUUGCUGAACAUUCGGCCGAACUCAAGGGCCACCAGUCCGAUUCGCGCAGCACGGGCACGGGCCGAUACGGCGGCGCGAGCACGGCGGCGGCGUUUUUGAAGCAGUUUAUCGACAAGGACGUCAAGUGGGCACACUUGGACAUUGCCGGGCCGGCCAUGUACUCUGCGGCGCGGUCGUACUUUCCCAAGGGGGCGACGGGGUUUGGCGUCCAAGUAUUGUUUGAAUACCUCAAGAAAGCGCAACAAAAGCACGUGUAAAUAAUACACACCGACGGCCGAAUAUAUGGGGAAAACGCUACAACAUGGAAGGACUUGAGCAUUUC